GCCUAGCUAAACCUCCAGCAGAAAUCGUUGCUGCAUUGAGAAGUCACAGAGCAUGGGGAAAAGGAGGACGCCGACGCUUCAAUCAACAAUAGUAUCGCAUUCCAUCUCAAAACUCAAUCCAGCCAUCAGGUCUAUGGCACUAAAUAAUAAGCCACUGUGGGAGCAGAAGGUGGAAGCUUUUAGAAGUUUUGGUUUGUCAGAGGAUGAGAUUUGUUCAGCAUUCAAGCGGCAACCCUUGUGUAUGGCUAUUUCGGAGAAAAAGAUCAAGAAAAUGAUGGGUUUCUUUGUGAACAAACUGAAGAUGAAUCCUUCUAUGAUCUCCAAGAGUCCGAAUCUUCUACUGUAUAGCUUGGAGAAGCGAAUUAUUCCGAGGUGUUCAGUUCUGCAAGUUUUGAUGUUGAAGGGGUUGAUCAAGGACGAUAUUGGCAUCCCUUCUAAGGUCGCAAUGGCCGAGAAGGAAUUCAUGGUGAAAUUUGUGAGCAAGUAUCAAAAUGAGGUUCCUGAUGUUGUUAGAGCGCACCAAGGGAAGAUAGAAUUUCAAGGGCUCCCCAUAGCCAUGGAGAUGUGAGUACUUUUGACAUAAUCAAAUGCGGCAUUGGCUAAAGAUCAUGAGUUCAGUUUUAGUUCAACAUGUUUGCAUUUGUGUAAAUUACUUUGUGGAGGUGUCUCGGAAACUUUGUAUGGUAAUUGUCCUUGAUUUUGAUUCAUUUUUUAUUUGCCCCUCAAUUAUCAUUUUACU
This is a messenger RNA of Juglans regia (Persian walnut), 739 nucleotides long. RefSeq lists its product as uncharacterized. Gene Ontology annotation, biological process: chloroplast organization; regulation of DNA-templated transcription. Gene Ontology annotation, molecular function: double-stranded DNA binding. Gene Ontology annotation, cellular component: chloroplast. The transcript is spliced from 2 exons. NCBI's taxonomy places the organism in Eukaryota, Viridiplantae, Streptophyta, Magnoliopsida, Fagales, Juglandaceae. The record is from RefSeq and is a predicted model, not a curated record. The coding region runs from base 53 to 568 and encodes 171 amino acids.